This is a messenger RNA of Linum trigynum, 4135 nucleotides long. Lineage: Eukaryota; Viridiplantae; Streptophyta; Magnoliopsida; Malpighiales; Linaceae. The record is from the annotation of a GenBank genome assembly.
CUCUACCCUUUCCGGGGGUUUCUUUUUAGCGGAGGAGAGGAGGACUAGACACAAAACCCAAACUAAAAGAGAAAAGGAGGAGGAAAAAAAAAAAAAAAAACACAAAGGAAAUCUCCCAAAGGAACGAAGAGAGAAACAGAACCGAGCCAGCCACACCCUUGCGCUCUCUCCUUCCCUCCCUCCCCUUUUCUUUACAUUCAGCAAAGGCAUAGAGUUUGAUUCAACAACAAGAGGAAGAAGCAGACGAAGCUUAACAAGAAGAUCCAUUUCUUCUCUUCCCGUCUUUCGAUAUAUAGAUACACAUACGCAGAAAUUGGAGAGAAAGAGAGACAACGAACCAGGUAGAGACGGAUUGGAUGUCCAUUUAGAGAGAACAGAGGAAGAGAGGGCGAGAGAGAGGGGAGACACAGACUGUUUUGCCUUAGUGGGAAACCAUGGGUUUCGUUUGUUGUUUCCACCAGUGAUCUCAGUUUUAUCUGUUCCUCUAUUUCCGUCUUUGAGAUCUUGUCCAUCCUCCUUUUAACACAUUGCCUACUUUGGAACCCCACCAGCGAUCCGUAUGAAACAAACCCUUCAACACUCUCCUUAAUUAGUUUUCACCUUAAAAUUCCCGUGUUUCUGGGCAUUCGAAAUAUCUGCUCUUUUGAUCAUUAAAAGUUUCAAACUUCGAUGUUGUCUUCCCGUUAACUUUCACUCUCAAAUAAUUCUAAGUGCUUCCGGUGUUGGGCAAUUAAAAUUUGUUUCGCUUCUUUGCUUCGCGGAGUUUGUUGAUUGGUUGUGUUUUUUGUCUAGGGUUUCGGCCGGUACGUCAGUGGGAGUCUGCCCUAAUUGUGGUCUCUGGAGGAUCUGCCUUAAUUGUGGUUUUUACUGAGUAUUAGGGUUUGUAUAUAAGGAACAAGGAGUUGGAGAUUUUGGGAUCACUGGCUACGGUUUUAGAUUCGCACAUUGAAUCUUGCAAAAAUCAGAGGUGCGGUUUGGACAGAAUCCUCAAGUUACAGUCAAAGAAGUUGCUAACAGGUUCAGAUUGGCACUUAAGGGGCCUGGAUUUUGAUUCCUGAACUUGAGGGAAGCUCUUGAACUGCCUUUUGCUUGCUAGCAGAUUGUGGAUUGGAACUUCAGCAUUUUAAGCAAAUCAUUGAACUGAUUGGUUGAACUUCAUUGGUCUGAGGGACUACUGGAACUAGACUCAUUGUUACUGCUAGAGAGUUACCCUCUUAAAGCUGGUUCUCAGUUAGGAUAUUUGGAAGGAAAUCACGGACUUGAGGAGUUUUUGGAGACUGCCUUUUGGAUGGUUCUUUUGAUGGAUGAUGUAUUGAUGUAAUCAGGAAAUGACCGCGGGGACAUGGUGUUUGGGCAAGAGCAUAGUUUAUGGUCUGUUCCUGUCUUGGAACAACUGCACGGAAAACUAGAUAGAACUUUUGGGUUGGUGCGGAGCUGCUACUUAGUCAUAUCCAGGGUUAUGUGCGAUGUCUCGUUGCUUUCCAUUUCCUCCACCAGGAUAUGAAAAGAAGACUAGAAUUGAUGAUGCCGACUUGCUGACAAAGGAGAAGCAUAAGGAGAAAAAACACAAGAAAGAUAAGAAGCACAAAGAGAAGAGGGAUGAUAAAGACAGAAGUAAAGAAAAACAUAGGGAAAAGAAACAACGAAAAGAGAAGGACAAAGGCAAGGAAAAGGAUGGGGAUAAGGCGAAAAAUCAAACCUCAGUUGAGAACAGAGUUGAAAGGCAGCCAGCAUUCAGUAAUGAACACAGCGCUGCCUCAAGUGGUGUCCAGAAUAAUGAGAUCAAGGAUUCAAAAUUCGUGCAGGAGUUGGCCAAAAGGAUCAGGGAUGAUAAUGGAGUAUCACCGAGCCAGAUGGUGCACAAGAUUGCUGCUACCAGUCAGAAGAGGGCAGAGCCAAGACGAAUGUCCUUGGACAGCAAUUUUGCGGAUCAAUCCAAGGAAAAAGAGAAAAUUAAGGGUAGUGGUGAAGAUCACUGGAUGGCCAACGGGCAAAGGGAUCUCAUUGAUGCAAAUGAAGCGGAGAAACCAUUUGCUCAGAACUUCACUGGUAUUGAUAACCAUAGAGCUGAAGAUGCUGGCAAACAGAAUGCAAAGAAGAAUGGUGAGAAACCUACAGAAGGGAAAGAGAAGAAGAAACACAGGGAGAGUAAGGGAGACAAAGUCAGAGAUAAAGAUGGAGGUUCAAAAUCAAAGAACAAGGAACGGGAUAAAGAAAAGAGAAAGGAGGAGAGAACGAUAGAGGUAAAGGAACCAGGUAAAGGUCAGAUACUAAAAGAAAGUAAGAACUCCUUGGACUCUCGGAAUUUCAAAACAUCUGAUCUAGCAAGGUUAAGUAGCACAACUUUUGGUAGUGAAGGAACUGUGGGGAAGCCCAAGGAGGUUGAGGACGAGAUGUUACAAGAGCAAGGUCCUGGAUUAAAAGAAAAUAACUCUUACCCCCUCGACUUUCGGAACAUUAAAAGCUCAAACCCUUCAAAGUCAAGCAGCACAAAUUUCAGCAUUGAGGGAGCUCCUGGAAAACCUCGUGAUAUUGAGGAUCAGAUAUUAAGAGAAAGUAUUCCCAAAUCGAAAGAAAGGGAGGACCCCCUGGACUUUCGGAUUGUGAAAUCCUCGGAUGCAUCAAACAAUGCAACUUUCAACAAUGAGGGAACUCUUGUCAAACGCAAGGAGCUUGAUGAUGGUGGUCGCAUAGUAAAAAAAAGUAUCAAGGAGACUCUGGACUUCCAGAAUUCUGAUGCAUCAAAGUUAAGCAGCAUAACUUUCAGCAAUGACGGAACUCUUGGAAAACGCAAGGAGUUUGACAAAGGUCACAAAAUAAAAGAAUGUAUCAAGGACUCCCAGGAUUCCCGGAAUAUCAAAACCAUGGAUACAUCUAAGUCGAGCAGCACAGCUUCCAGCAACGAGGGAACUCUUGGCAAAUGCAAAGAGCUUGAUGGCAGUGGUCAGAAAGUGAAAGAAAGUAAGAAUCCCCCAGAAUUCCAGAAUAACAAAAUCUCAGACCCUUUGAUGCUAUGCAACACAACUUUUAGCAGUGAGGGAACUCUUGGCAAACGUAAGGAGCUUCAGGUCAAUGGACACAUGCUUGACAAUGGUCACCGGCCUAAUAAAUUGCUGAGACCUCUCCCUUCCUCUGAUUCAGUUAUCCAUAAUGGAAGGAAAUCAGAACCAUUCCAGACCGCUGUUCAGCUUGCAUCUGAGAAGCAGGAGGCUGAUAAUGGUUACGGGAUGGAUAUCAAAGAGCGGAAGAUUAAUGGGCUUAAAACUGUGGAACAGUCCAAUUCAUGCCUAUUGAGGCCUCCAUGUGCUAAUGUGCCAGCUGCUGGCAGCAAAGAAACUGUGAAAUCACCACAUCCUGAUGCCAAGUAUCUGGAUCAGAUACUUUCUGUGCCUGAAGGGGUCGAUUUGCCUUAUUUCUGCAACCAGGACUGGCUAUUUAGUGGCAUUCAUCAGUUAAAGAAGCCUCGCAGGGGUUCACCUGAGGUUGAUGGAACAAAGCAAGUAUGGGAUGCAGCCCUUCGGAUAGAGUCUGCUGAAGUUUCGGCUCUGCCAUAUGUCAUUCCAUACUGAUUUGGUGCUUAGCAAAUAGGUCUAUGGCUUGCCAUUCCUCCUGACCGCAGUUAAAAACUGCUAUUAGGGCAUGCUGACAUUUGCUAUUGAGAAGUUUGGUAUGUCAACGCUGUCCCCAUUAUAUUAUUUUUGCACGGAUCAGCUUCUUAGAGUGCAGAGAGCAUAGAUCUGAUCUCCGCUGCAGUAAAAUAAUAGUGGGUUUCCGUUUUCCAUGGUCUGGAAGCGAUUCAUUUUGGGAUCGGUUGCAGAAAACUAACCAAGUUUUGUGCCUUAUUCCCCAGAAUAUUAGCGGUUUCGUUGAAUUGCCUUGUGCUUUUGUGUUUGUGUGGCGAUUACCUUACCUCUGGGGGUGGGUUAGACGGAGCUGCAUCUGAGUGAAAUGGAGAGUGAGAUAGGGAGGAGAAGAAAAGGUUAAAAUGGAUACCCUUUUUGGGGACUCUGAUUAGCUUUAGAGUAAAGAGUGGGUAAAAGGAUAGUGAGUUGGGGUUGAAGUGGCCAUUUGUGUUAACAAGCCAACAGUUUUGAUUGUUUCUUAGAGGUAUACGUAAUAAUGUAAAUUUUAUCUU